This is a messenger RNA of Caenorhabditis remanei, 372 nucleotides long. RefSeq lists its product as uncharacterized. The coding region runs from base 1 to 372 and encodes 123 amino acids. NCBI's taxonomy places the organism in Eukaryota, Metazoa, Nematoda, Chromadorea, Rhabditida, Rhabditidae. The record is from RefSeq and is a predicted model, not a curated record. The transcript is spliced from 2 exons.
AUGCAACUCGGUCUGAAUGGCGCCAAAGAUUUGAAUCUGAACGUGGAGUCCUGGUCUACGACUAUCAACAUCCACCAAGACAACAAGUAUGAUGAGCAAUCAGGAGAAAACCAAUGCGCCACCCCCAGUAUUUUCAAAAAUCCAAUCGUUAUUGGUGUCAUUGCAAUCAUUAUUCAUUACCUCCUUCUAUGGCUCCGCAAUAAGAUGACUGGCGAUGGGAAGACCAGCAAACAACCCGGGGACACUGUAUUCCAUGCAUCUUUCGAAAUCAAUGGUGACACGUAUAUUCUUCUCAAAUGCAACAACUCGAACGACUCAUAUUCCGAUGAUUUUGAUGAGCAGGACAAUGAGAUUGGAGAAACUUAUUUCUAG